Aspergillus chevalieri is the source of this 198-nucleotide messenger RNA. RefSeq lists its product as uncharacterized. Lineage: Eukaryota; Fungi; Ascomycota; Eurotiomycetes; Eurotiales; Aspergillaceae. The transcript has a single exon. The record is from RefSeq and is a predicted model, not a curated record. The coding region runs from base 1 to 198 and encodes 65 amino acids.
AUGCGAGUCUCAAUUGUUGUCUCCCUCCUUGCGGCUGUCGCCAUCGCUGUCCCGUUCGAUGCCAAGAGAGUCGCCGACCUUACUACCAACAUCGACUCGAACUCGAAGACCUUGAUCACCAAGAGACAGGGACUUAAUCUGGGGUCUCUUCCUGCUGGCAGCCCCCUUCUUAUGGAAGUUGUGGACCCUCUCAACUGA